Molecule: messenger RNA, 2194 nt
Organism: Mauremys mutica (yellowpond turtle)
Lineage: Eukaryota; Metazoa; Chordata; Testudines; Geoemydidae
Product: butyrophilin subfamily 1 member A1-like
Exons: 13
Coding region: 470-1999 (509 amino acids)
Molecular function (GO): protein binding
Source: RefSeq, a predicted model, not a curated record
GGGGCUGUUUCUUUAAGAGAAGACUCGACCCUCCCCACGUGACAGGGUUUGCAAUGAGGCAAUUGACAAUGUUACUUUCACUUCCCCCGGGCGAACGCUGCGAGCCGAGCGCAGGUUUAUCGAUUCGGAAUAAAAUCACAUUUCUUGUAACACCGUUUUACGGAAAAGCCACGAGACAAAACCGCGUCUCUUUGAUCGCCAGAAUUAGCUGCGCAACAUGUGUGAGAAACGGGACCAGUCAAUGACCAUGUAACUGCCCCAGCCAAAGGGGUGAAGUCUGGCCACACCCAGGAGAUUUUAAACUUCCCAGAAGAUCCAACCAGAUCAAGUUACAGUGAAGAUGAAGUAUCAGAAGGGGUUGCCGUGUUAGUCUGGUUCUGUAAAAGCAGCAAAGAAUCCUGUGGCACCUUAUAGACUAACAGACGUUUUUGCAGCAUGAGCUUUCGUGGGUGAAUACCCACUUCUUCGGAUGCAAGUGAAGAUGAAGCUGCUUUCAUUCUGUCCUAGCUCUGCAGUGAGCACCUCUAUGCCUGAUUUGAUCAUUUUCUUCAUUAUUUAUCACAUUCACAAGUUGGAAUCAGCCCAGUUCAAUGUGACCGGUCCUGGUCACCCUGUCACUGCUGUUGUGGGUGAGGCCACUGUGUUACCCUGUCACCUGUCCCCCAGGAUGAGCGCUGAGAACAUGGAGGUGAGAUGGUUCCGAUCUGAUUUCCUUUCAUUUGUGCACCUGUAUCAGCAUGGGAAGGAUCAAUACGGGAACCAGAUGCCAGACUAUCGUGGAAGGACAGAGCUUUUGAAAGCUGGCAUCACGGAUGGGAAUGUUUCCUUGCAGAUUCUUAAUAUCAGACGCUCAGAUGAAGGACAAUACAACUGUUUUGUUCAAGAUGGUUCUUUUUAUGAAGAAGCCCCAGUGGAACUGAAGAUAGCAGCUUUGGGCUCCAAUCCUCUCAUCUCUGUGGAGAGCCACCAGGAUGGAGGGAUCCGGGUGGUUUGUCAAUCGGCUGGGUGGUACCCAGAGCCCAAGGUGCUAUGGAGAGAUCCCAGUGGGCAAGAAUUACCAUCACUCUCUGAAGCAAAAUCCCUAGGGGAUAGUGGCCUGUUUGAAACAGAAAAUUCUAUUAUUGUAAAAGAACGUUCAAACCAGAACCUGUCCUGUUGGAUCAGGAACACCUUUCUCAAUCAAGAAAAGGAAUCAACAGUUUAUAUAGCAGAUUUCUUUUUCCCAAGGGUGAAUCCAUGGAUGGUGGCUCUGAGUGUGAUUCUCCUGGUUUUGUUUGGUUUCAUUGGCCUCACUCUUUAUCUAUUUAAAAUAAAAGGGAAACAUCUUGGAGAAAUCAGGAAACGUGAUACAGAAAUCAGGAAACAUCUUGGAGAAAUCAGGAAACGUGAUACAGAAAUCGAUGAUCUUCAAAGAGAACUCAACUGGAGAAGAAAUGUCGUCUGCCCAGGGCUGGGAAGUUCUGCGCCACCUGUACAGGAAGCGAAUGUGACUCUGGAUCCAGACACGGCUCAUCCCCACCUCGUCCUGUCUGAGGAUUGGAAAAGUGUGAGAUGGGGUGACACACGGCAGGAUCUGCCCGACACCCCUGAGAGAUUUGACACUGAGCCCUGUGUGCUGGGCUGUGAGGGAUUCACCUCGGGGAGACAUUGCUGGGAGGUGGAGCUGGAAAUGGGAUCUGGGCAAUGCUGGGCUGUGGGGGUGGCCAGAGAGUCUGGGGGGAGGAAGGGAGGGAUCAGCCUCAGCCCUGAGGGGGGGAUCUGGGCUGUGGAGUGGGACUGGGAUCAUUUCCAGGCUCUCACCUCCCCUGAGACCCCCCUGCCCCUGAGCCGGGUCCCCAGCAGGAUCCAGGUUUGUCUGGACUGUGACCGGGGGCAGGUGACAUUUAUCGAUGCUGGUGACGAGGCCCCGAUCUUCACUUUCCCGCCGGGCUCCGUCCCUGGGGAGAGAAUCCGACCCUGGCUCUGGGUGUGGAAAUCCCAGCUCAGCCUGUGUCCCUGAGACAGGCAGCAGAGGCAGAAACCGAAAAUCAACCUCUCUAGCCUCAUGGACCCAAGUCUCUAUGACCUUGGAGGACUCCCGUCUACCCAGCCCCUGGCUCCUCAUCUCUAUGGCUGUUGGAAGCACCUCCCGCUCCCUCUCUGCAGCCUCAGGGAUGGGGAGAGGAGGGGGAAGAACCCCUGGGGCUACAGGAGG